AUGAUCCAUAUAGAACAAUCACCACCAACCGUCACCACGACCAGACAGACUUCCACGGAACCCUUGGAAACCGACCUAGAGCUGCCGAUAACCGCCACGACCGCCGGAGCCUCGAAGGUGAAAAAAAAAUUGACCCUCAUCCCAUUAAUUUUCCUAAUAUACUUUGAAGUUGCUGGUGGCCCAUAUGGUGAAGAACCAGCAGUAAAAUCAGCAGGCCCAUUACUAGCAAUUCUUGGUUUUUUAAUUUUCCCAUUUGUUUGGAGUAUACCAGAGGCCCUAAUCACAUCUGAACUUUCAACAACUUUUCCUGGUAAUGGUGGAUUUGUUAUUUGGGCUGAAAGGGCUUUUGGGCCCUUUUGGGGUUCUUUAAUGGGCUCUUGGAAAUUUCUUGGUGGAGUUAUAAAUGUAGCCUCUUUUCCACCUCUUUGUGUUGGUUACCUAGAGAAAAUUUUCCCAAUUUUCUCAUCUGGGGUACCAAGAAAAUUAGCAAUUCUUGGAUCAACAUUGUUACUAUCAAUUAUUAACUAUUUUGGUUUAACAAUUGUGGGGUAUGUAGCUGUUGCACUUGGGGUUAUUUCACUAGCACCUUUUCUUAUAAUGUCAAUUAUAGCUAUUCCAAAGAUUCAUCCAAAUAGAUGGUUAAGUUUAGGCCAAAAGGGCGUGAAAAAAGAUUGGAAUUUGUUCUUUAAUACCUUGUUUUGGAAUUUGAAUUUUUGGGACAAUGUUAGUACUAUGGCAGGUGAAGUUGAGAAUCCCAAAAAAACCUUCCCUUUAGCACUUUUUUCAGCUGUGAUUUUCACUUGCUUGGGAUAUAUUAUUCCGCUUCUGGCAGUAACUGGCGCUAUUUCACUUAAUCAAAAUGAUUGGGACACGGGGUUUAUGGCAAAUGCUGCAGAGAUGAUUUCAGGAAAAUGGUUAAAAAUCUGGAUCGAAAUCGGUGCUGUUUUAUCAGCAAUUGGUCUUUUUGAAGCCCAAUUGAGUAGCGCGACCUUUCAGGUUUUGGGCAUGUCCGAAUUAGGCUUCUUACCUAAGUGUUUCGCGAAAAGGUCUAAAAAGUUUCACACACCAUGGAUCGGGAUUUUAGUGUCUACUGCUAUUAUGUUGGCGAUUUCUUGCCUGGAUUUCACCGACAUUGUUGCUUCCGCGAAUUUCUUGUAUAGUUUAGGCAUGCUUUUGGAAUUUGCAUCAUUUAUUUGGUUAAGGUACAAGUUUCCUAAGUUAACUAGGCCAUAUAAAGUGCCUAUUAAUUUGCCCGGAUUAGUGAUUAUGAGCUUGAUUCCAUGUGGAUUUUUGGUUUUCAUCAUGGUUAUUGCAACAAAGAUCGUGUUCUUGAUUAGUGGAUUGAUGACUAUUGGAGGUAUUGGAUGGUACUUUUUGAUGAACUUUUGCAAGAAAAAGAAGUGGUUCAAGUUUUAUGAAGUGUCAGCUGAUGAAUAAUCAGAGGCGAAUUCAGAAGUUGUUUGUGAGUCCUUUGGAUCCUCCUUGAAUUAGGUAUUAGGAAUAUGAAAUAAAAAUCGUCUUUUUCCCCUCUACAGAUUUAUUUUGAUCUGAAGAAGGUUCUUGUAAAUAUAAUUUUUAUAUUAUGUUUGGAACUUUGCUUCCUUAAUCAGGACAUUGUUCUUUUACUUUUCAAGUAGUUAAUGAAAAAAUAUC
Molecule: messenger RNA, 1653 nt
Organism: Lycium barbarum (goji berry)
Lineage: Eukaryota; Viridiplantae; Streptophyta; Magnoliopsida; Solanales; Solanaceae
Product: probable polyamine transporter At3g13620
Exons: 1
Coding region: 1-1437 (478 amino acids)
Biological process (GO): transmembrane transport
Cellular component (GO): membrane
Molecular function (GO): transmembrane transporter activity
Source: RefSeq, a predicted model, not a curated record